AUGAACAACAAUGAUUCAGAAUCCCUUAAAGAAACUCCCGUUCUUCCUCAUGAUAUCAUAAUCUAUGAUAUACUCACCAGACUCCCUCUUGAGUCUGUGGUUCGGUUCACUUGUGUCUGCAAACUAUGGUCCAAAUUACUCUUGAACAACAAGAAAUUUGCUAAUCUUCAUCAAAGGAGGAACUCUCCUUCCUCAUCACCACCAGGUAUUAUUGAUUACAAAUUCGAUAAAAAUACUCGCAAGUGUUAUUUGUCAUUAUUUGAUGUCGAUAAGAGUAAAAGAAGGAUUGUUAGGUUUAAGCCAGAAACUGAUUAUAGGGUUGAUAAUAUGGAAAUUAAACAAUCUUUCAAUGGUUUACUGCUGUUCUGUCGAUGUGUUAAGCGUAAUUCUGUUUACGAUUAUAUCGUUUAUAACCCGAUUACGGGUCGUUCUGUUAAUCUUCCAGUACCAGAUGGGAUAGGACUGCAUAAUUGUGAAUUUUGUUUGGGUUACGACCCUGUGGGGGAGAAUUAUAAAUCUGUGUGUUUUGGUAAUUAUGAUGAUAAGUAUUUUUGCAAGAUCUUAACACUCGGAGAAUUUGGAAGGGAUUCUUGGAGAAAUCUUGUAAAGCCUGGUUUUGGUUUCAAUACACCUUUCUCUUUUGUAAGGAAUGGAGUUGUUUUCUCUAUUGGUGUUUUAUAUUGGAUUAGUGAUGGUACGGAAGAACCCAAGACUGUUAAGAAGACGAUAUAUAGCAUUGAUUUGACCACAGAAACUUUGUAUACCACUAAAAUCCCUAAUGACGCAUCACAGAAUGUGGAUUUCUGUAAUCUGGUGGAGAUGGGAGGAUUGUUAUGCUAUUAUGAAUUGAACCACAAAGACAAACUAGUAAAAUUAUGGGUUUUGAAGAAGAAUAUUGAUAAUCAGUGUGAAUGGGUGAGAGAAAGGAACAUUGAACUGGCGAAGAGCUUUCAAAAUGCUGUUGGAGUACUAUCCUACGAGGAUUUCAAAUAUAACUGUCAUUUAAUUGAAAUUGUCACAAAUCCUAAACCAAAAAUCAUAUUCAUGUGGUAUGGGGCUCGUGAAGUCGACGAUGAGGAUGCACUUUUAAGCUAUGAGUACUACUCUUGUGAUGUGGAGCUGAACAAGAUUGAGUUAAUACUUGGCUCAAAGAUGGACGGCAAAGGUGAUUGGCAUGUGAACAGCAUUGCUUACUUAUAG
This is a messenger RNA of Papaver somniferum (opium poppy), 1200 nucleotides long. RefSeq names its product putative F-box protein At5g62660. Gene Ontology annotation, molecular function: protein binding. NCBI's taxonomy places the organism in Eukaryota, Viridiplantae, Streptophyta, Magnoliopsida, Ranunculales, Papaveraceae. The record is from RefSeq and is a predicted model, not a curated record. Bases 1 to 1200 code for a protein of 399 amino acids. The transcript has a single exon.